UCUAUGUGCACACCCAAGAACUUGAAAAUGGAAAAUGCUGACAGGCUGCAUCAACGGGGGCCUUCCUUCUUCUGAAGCCGACUACCAGCUCUUUUGUCUUGGUGAUAUUGAGAUCCAGGUUGUUGUCUACACAACUAUCUGACAGCCUCUUAACCUCAGCUCUGUAUGCCGUCUCGUCUCCCCCAGAGAUGAUCUGCGAACUUAAUGACUGCAUUGUCUGGGUGGGAACUGAGGAAAGAUAAGGCCCCACUCUAACUCUGUGUACACGGUCUGAGAGGAAGUCUCUGAUCCACCGGGUGGUGUGGAGCAUUGUAGCAAUGGUGUCUUCAGUUGAUCUGUUAGCUCUGUAUGCGAACUGGAGCUGGUGGAGUGUGGGUGGCAGGCAGGACAUGAUGUGACGUCGGACCAGUUUCUCGAAGCACUUCAUUAUAACAGGUGUUAGAGCAACUGGUCAGUAGUCGUUGAGGGUGCAAAUGUUGGUACGCUUUGGCUGUGGGACAAUUUUGGCCGACUUUAGGCAUGGCAGGAUGCAGGACUGGGACAGUGAAGUGUUGAAGAUUUUAGUGAAGAUCCCAGCCAGCUGGUCUGCACAUUCUUUUGGAAACCUUCCGGUCACCCCAUCUGGACCGACGGCCCUCCUGGGGUUCACCGCCCUCACUGUGCGCCUCACGUCAUGUUCCUGCACCAUGAGGCUUGGGCUGUUGCUGCCGUCUGAUGUUUUAGCUCCUGCUGCCUCUAGUCCCUUCACCUCAAAGCGUGCUUCAGCUCCUCCGCAAGCAUCGCGUUGCCCUCAGUCAAUGUGGUAUUGCCAGGUUUGUAGUUGAUUAGUUCUGAACUCCCUGUCAUACCUGUCGUGAGUUGUUGCUGAAGUGGUCUUCAAUCCGCCUCUUGUGCGCUGCCUUGGCCUCUCUGAUACCUCUUUUCAGCUCAGAUCUGGCUGUACUGUAAUGCAAUAACAUCACCGGAUCUGAAAGUGGCGUCACGUUGCUUCAGCAAGACCUGGACUUCUGUAGUCAUCCAAGGUUUCUGGUUGGAAUACACUCGGAGAUGUUUGUCACAGUAACACUGUUGAUACAUAAGUUAAUAUAUGAGAGCACUGAUGUUGUGUGCUGUUCGAGGUCCUGGUGUUCAAACACACUGUGCUUUCAAAACAGUCCUGCAGCUGAUGUGAUGCACCUUCACAGUCUUUCUGGCUGGGGGACUCUCCUCCUAAAAGGAGUGCAUGCAGAGAUCAGCAGCAUGGAUAUGUGGUCUGACAAACCUAGAUGUGGUAGAGGGGUUGCUCUGUAGCCUUUUUGGAUGUUGCUGUAGGCUUUAUCCAGUGUGUUUUUCCCCCCUUGUUGCACAUUUAACAUGCUGUUCAAAUCUGGGGAAUACUGACCUUAAGUCAGCAUGGUUGAAGUCCCCAGCUAUAAUGUGCACUGCGUCGGGAUGGGAGUUCUGCUGACUGCUUAUUGCCUUGUCCAGCUCCUCCAAGGCCGAGUUAGCGUUAGCAUCGGGUAGUACAUACAUGGCCGUUACCAUGACGACAGUAAACUCGCGAAGUAUGUAGAAUGGUCUGCAUUUCACAGUAAAAUAUUCCAAAUCCGGGGAACAGUGGCGGUCUACAGUCUUUGCACCAGCUGUCAUUGAUGUAGAUGUAUAAACCCCUUCCUUGGUUCUUACCGGAGUGGCCGUUCCUGUCGUGAUGGUGGACCGUGCGGCUUGCUAACUCAAUAGCCGAGUCCGGAAUCGAUGGCUGCAGUCAAGUCUCUCCUCCUACUGUCUGGUUUCGUGAGCUUGUGUACCAGUUUCUGUUCUAAGCUGACGGGAGUGGUCUACUGCUACUGUACCCCAGCUGCCUCAGGGUUUGGCAUGUUGUGCGUUCCAAGAUGCUCUUCUGUGACUGCUGGACGUUCUUGUGGACUGUGUUGCUAUUUAAUGCAAUGGGCUGCAUCCAGAGUAUCAGAUGUAAGCCCAAGAGUUUCCGAGACAGCAUCGUCAUCCUGGAGCUGAACGCUACUAUCGACUCCAACCCCACCAGCAUCGACGAGACAUCCGGCGUGGUCUUGCGCUACCGGACGCCGCACUUUCGAGCGAACGCCCGAAUACUGGUGCCACCAGUAGCAGCUAAGGAGACGUGGACCAUCGGCUGGAUCCAAGCCUGCAACCACAUGGAGUUCUUUAACACGUAUGGGGACAAAGGAAUGUCAAGUUGGGAACUCCCUGAUCUGCGUGACGGCAAGAUCCAGGCCAUCAGCGACUCAGACGGCGUCAACUACCCAUGGUACGGAAACACUACUGAAACCUGCACCGUCAUAGGCCCCACCAAGAAGGACAGCAAAUUCGUAGUCAGUAUGAAUGACAAUUUUUACCCCAGCGUGACUUGGGGAGUGCCCGUCAGCGACAGCAAUGUGCCUCAGCUCAGCAGCAUCUUCCGUGACCAGAGCUUCACGACUUGGCUCGUGGCCAUCAAUCAGGCCACCUCAGAGACGCUGGUCCUGCAGACGAUCCGCUGGAGGAUGCGGCUUGACAUAAAAGUGGACCCGGAGAAGCCGCUGGGUCAAAGGGCCGUUCUGAAAGAGCCCGUGGCCCAGGUACAGCCACAGAUUCUGGGAAAGAAUGAGCCCAUCCCCCCCAACGCCAUGGUCAAGCCCAAUGCCAACGACGCCCAGGUGCUGAUGUGGCGGCCAAAGACUGGUGACCCUGUGGUGGUCAUCCCACCUAAAUACUGACCUGUUUUCCCUCUGACUUUCACUGACUGGCCUUGGAUACCUUAACAGUAUCAUCUUCUUUAGUUUCUUUCUUUUACUCCUGCUCCUCACCAGCUCUCACUGCUUUAACUCUUCUUUUUUUCUGUCUCUAUAUUCUCUCAUGUUUGAAAAUGAAACCAGCUCUCAGAAAACAAAACAAAAGACCAGCUGUUGCUUUGAGCUACGGGCUUGAACACUUUCUAAAGGCACUUUUGAAACCGGAGAAAAUGCAACUAUUCUACCUUCAGACUUGGUCGGGUCUCACUGUGCUAAACUGCAAAAACGAAAGAGAGCAUUUGUUUUGUUUUUUUACAGUACUGUAUAAUUGUUUGAGCCAACCGACGUAGGGUUUGGGAGUCCAGGGAAGAUUGAAGUUUUUCUAUGACCGUGCGUGUGCAGGUGGAUAUGCACAAAGGUCAUGAACAAGCAUCAGUUGUGUUUUGUUUUGUUUUUUUAAUUUAUGGACUGGAAGAGAAGCGUAUUUAAUUGUAUUUGAUGUUAUUGCUGUGUUCUCUACAUGACACAUUGCAUUGGGUGACAUACUAGAUUUUAGUACUUUUUAAAGAAAAAAAAACAUGCAAGACAUUCAAUCCAUGCUGCCUUACAUUACAUUGCUUUCCACUGCGAACUUCUUAGCCUUAAACAAAGUGCAAUGCAGUAUGUGGUAAACUCAUGCCCGUUCCUUCCAGACUGUUGGCGCUGGCACGUGUGGGUUUAGGACAGGAACCACAGCACUGAGGAAAAACUCGGGUUUCAGAUCUUGGCUUCUGGGUUUCAUUUACCUGCUGAAUCUAUUGUCUUAACAAACGCAACUGGCAUUAUGCACAGACACAGUUACACAACUGAGCUAACUAGCUGAGCUGUGUUUCAAGUGCUUUAUGCAAGAGAGGAGAUGCUCUGUGCAGAUGGACAUACAGAGAGGCGAGUCUCAUCAGCAGCCCUCAGCACACACACAUACACACAUAAACACAAAAACAUGCAAUAACAACUUGAGCAUAAAAAAACUCCACAGCUGACCUCAUUUCACUUAUUUUACUCAAACCUUUACUGUUUUAGCAAAGUAGCAGAAAACAAGUUCUCGAUAUUACGCCAUCUCAGGGCCCCUUGUUACUUCCUUCCCUUCUCGAAUCUUUUUUUUCCACCCAUCCUGUCUCGCCUCCUCCUUAUCACAUUGCUCACAUUGAGCAAUGAAUAUCUGUUAUAAAUAAGAAGGGAAAUAUUUUUUAAUAAGUGGUCAAUGAAAACAGCAGUCUGUCUUUUAUUUUUUUUUCUCCUGCAAUCUUUUUGUCAUCGCUUUUUUAUUGCUGCUGCCAUUAAUUUGCCUUCCAUCUAAUUUAAUCCAAUCAUUUGUCUUCUAUGUUAACAGAUUUUUCUGUUUGUUCCCCCCCCGUCCCUCACCCUCAAUCACUUUUAAUCUUUAUCUACCACCAGUGCUCCUCCUCCCACUCGCUCACUUGUUCACUUCCUCUCUGCCUCUUUUAUUUAUUUUUUUCAUCUGCUGUCGAGGCUGCAAAAGCAGAGCAGGAGGCAUGCGAGUUUGAUGCUCAGUUGGCAUAUAGAUGACCCACUUCUCCUUAGCUCUCGCUGCAGAAAUGUGAGGCCCGUGUUUUUUUUAUUUCACCGCUGGUGCAUGACCCCCCCCCCACCCCACACACACACAUAAGGAAGUGGCUCUGGUCAGCUAAAGAUCGACGGUCGAUGAAACGAUGCGUAUUUAAGUGCUAAUCUUUGAGAAGGGCUUUGGUGGUGAACUGAAACUGCUUGCAAAAGCGUGAAGAAACAGGCUAAAUUUGGCAAUAAGGGAGGAGGGGGACGGGGGUCAUUUACUUAUCAAUGGUAUCCCAAAUAUACUAUGGGUUGUGUAGACAGUUUUUCACUUCCAGUUGUUCGAAGCAUCUUGCAAUUUCCUUCCGCCCCUCCCCAGUCUGUGUGUGUUCAGCGCCAACUAAAGAAAUCAUCUGCAUUCAAGUCCGAUCUGCUCGUGCAUUUCACAAAGGUCACUGGGCUGCUGUUUCAGAGUCCAAGCAUCAUACGCUGUAUACCACCAGACUUGGUCCGGUCCUUCAGUGGCCCUACAUCAGCCACUUUCACUGAGAAAGCAGGCACACACAAACGUAAAUAAUCACGAUCUGUUCCACAUAGGAGCGGAGUUUAAUUAAGGUGACGGGUAACAUCUGCAUUUACCUCGAGCAAAGAGCAGGCGGCUGGGUGGAGGGGUGGGGAGCGGGGGAUGCUGAAUGUGAAGGUGACAACAAACCGGAUCCAACUUAGAUCUUUGCAGCAGCUUAAAAAUAACGCUGGCAUUUUCAGAGAACUUGGAUGUCAAGUUGCUUCAGCUUGUGGCUUGUAGUGAAGGUGAUGCCGCUCAUGCUGCGAACCCACCGACCUCUCUCGGGCAAUAAGCGGCCCGUCUGCUCCGCGGAAAGCCACACGAUGACCGGUGGACACCGUGGAUCGUACUCAAGUUGGACCACGUGUAAUGUAAUUAAGUGCUGACAUACAGUCACUGACUUUCAGUGUGUGCGUGUGCUUUAAUUCCCGCUGGGAGGAUUUAGGCAAGAUGAGGAGUUUCACUCAUGUGCUUAUGCUGUUGUUGAGUCAUGACCCUCCCUCUGUCUUUCUCUCUCUAUUCACCCAUCUCACUCACACACAUAAGCAGAGGGCAGGGAAGGUUGUGUCCUUGUCAUAAAAUGAGCUUGCCCUCACAAACACACAAAAUCACCCCGAGGCGAAGGGACCAGCCUGGCUUGGUAUCUGUUUGUCACAGCAGUGUCACAUUGGCAGUGAGAACUCAUUUAUCAGCCCGGCACGUGGACCGUCUGAACACAUGCACAAGCCAUAUUCAGCAGCAUGCCUGUUUACUAGAAAACAGGAAAUGCUUCGCAGCAUGUAAACAUUGUAUUGUAAUUGUAUUGUAUUAAGAUCCGAGAGAAUUAAAGUGCCGGGCUCACCAAGUGGGUGCCUGCCAGCUAUCAACAGCAUUUAUGUAAUACUGAAGGCAAAGGGCACCAAUUGUCUUCUGUGUGUGUCUCAAUCUUUUGAGCUUUGUGUAGAUGAAAAUAUGUGUUUUGUGUUUGUGCGGAAACUUCAAAAAUGCUGUAUGUGCUUCCUUGACUAAGCCACAGAAAAACAAAACCACAAUGUUGUACUUUUGCUGUACAAAUGGUGAAAAAACAAAGGUGCCAAAAUUGGACAAAGCCAAAACUAUGCAUUGUUUUUAGAGACAUGUGAACUCAAAAAGCUCUUGGCACUUAGUGACAGACCUGUUUCUUUGGUUGUUUUUUUAUUGAAUGCACGUUUGUAUUUCCAGAGAAACAUUAUGAAUAUAGCCAUGCUAGUAGGGCUGUGCCAAGUGAGUGUUUCCUCUCCUAAACCCACACCCUUUACAGUUCCUGUGAGGACUGCUAGCUUUGUUUCAUUUCCUUAUUUAGUUAUCUAGUGAACUAAAUUCAAAUUGAGUUCACACUCAGGACCACCUGCCUUCAUUUUCCGGCUUUUACUUUUGGCCAUACCCCACGAAAGUUAGUAUUCCACAGGUGCUGCUCCAUUGUGUUGUUCUUCUCGUGUCAGCGAUUAUAAGUCGUCGUUUUAAAUGUAGCCCAAAAGAUAAUAGGAGCAACUAAGUGUGUCCCUCCUUUCUUUUUGGUUUGUUUUCUGGAAAUACAGCACUGAAACAGUUCAGACCGAAUGUGUUUUUUGGGAAUUUUUUUCUGUUCCGCUUUGACUUUUACACCAAUACUUGAAAAUGGGUCAGUUCUGGUAAAAUAUUUAAAACUGUGAAAAUGCACACCACUGGGGAAACAAACCCUCAGAAAAAAAAAUAAUAUAUAUAUAUAUAUAUAUAUAAUAUAAAGAGGUCUUUUUCAUGCCUAAUAAAAUGUAGAAAUAUUA
Molecule: messenger RNA, 6623 nt
Organism: Haplochromis burtoni (Burton's mouthbrooder)
Lineage: Eukaryota; Metazoa; Chordata; Actinopteri; Cichliformes; Cichlidae
Gene: fam78ab
Product: family with sequence similarity 78 member Ab
Exons: 4
Coding region: 1872-2714 (280 amino acids)
Source: RefSeq, a predicted model, not a curated record